GAUUCAUCGACGCCGUUCCUGUCGCGCCCCUAAUUGCACAUCCCAUAACCAUCGCAAUGGCUUUGAAUCCGUGCCGUGCGGCCCUUCGCCGCUCUGGCAUCGCCAACAGACAACAAAUUAUCUCUUGCGCUCGCUCGUACAGCACCGAGUCGGCGACACCUACCGCAACCCCCGAAUCCUUUAAGCACAAAGAAGAUGGCUCGACCGACGCCGUCCCGCGAUGGGCCCAGACACCGCCGCGAAUGAAGGCCCCUAUGCAAAUGGACUUUGCCCGCGACCCCAAGAACAAGAUCUGGCACGUCAAUAGCAACCCAGAGGUGCUGGACACCAUGUACAACCAGCUCCUUGGCCCUGCUGGCAGCAAGAUGCUCCCAGAAGAGCUCAAGUGGCUGGCUGUUACACACAAGAGCUUCGACCAAGGAAGACGCGGCUUCAAUGACCGUCUGGCUAUGCUUGGCCGCAUGACUUUGAUGAUGGAGGCGACCAAGACGAUUGUCAGCAAGCAGCCCGCUGCUGCCGCGAAGAUUUCCGACGAGUUUGAUAGACAGGCCUUUGCGCAUGAGCAAUUGGACCCUGUGGAUAACCUCAACCUCGAAGGUCCCAACGAUCUAGUUGGAAAGGAUCAACUAUACAAAUUGGCCAAGAGCGUCGGCAUGCUCAAUGUGCUGCGCUGGAAGCCCCGCCGACCCGACAAGCUGUCUGCAUCCGGCGUCGAGGUCGUUAUGAACGGCGCUAUCCUCGCCAUUAUUGGCGCCAUUACUCUGCAGCGCGGCCUGGACGUUGCAUCCGGAGUUGUGAGAGAGCAUAUCCUCCCUAAACUCAAGUAAAAACACAAUCCAACAAAGAUAAUCUGGCAUACUGGGCGUUGGUGGGACCACCACAAAGUAGCACAUACAUCACUGCUACGUGUACUCUUAUAUUUUCCCUUGUAACAUGGUUGAGAAAAGCGGUAUUUGUCUUGAUAGGCACACUUGUACAAAAUAUUUCUCCAAAAAAUGAAUAUCCAAUUAUUUCAAAAACGCUAAUUGUUGACCAAAAAUUCUCGCUAAAAGAAGAGACAGUGAAACUUGCAAAAGAAAACAAAAAAAGGUAUUUGAUGCGGGCAACAUGCAUGCGAAGUACACCCUAGCGGAACGAUAUCCAAAUGAAAAAAUGAUUGGUAAUACGUCCUGUUACUGCAGGAGAGGAGUCUCUUCACUAGGUCCAUCUCCAUGCUGAGUUGCUUGGCGGCUGCUGGCAAUCUCCUCGCGGAAAACAGUUUCGCGGAGAACCCAGCCAGACACAAGACCAGCUCCAGGACCAAAGACAGCGGACAAGCCAAGCAUUUUAGCUGGGAUCUUCCAGCCAACUUCGGCAAACACCCAGUAAAGCGUGGCUACGCCAAUGGAAAAGAGGUCCAUCUCAAUAAGAGGGAGCGUAGAUCGCGUCAUUUCCUUGCGGUCCUCUGGCCACGUCAAGCUCCAGAAAGCUGUGCCCUGUGAGAGAAUAGAAACAAUGGUGGGAAGUGCAUAGACAGCCGCCAUGCUUUUGCGGUGGGACUCGAGGUGAAUCAUGGUGGUGGCGGUCUCAGGCCAGAAUCGCUCAACAACGUAGCGGACAAGUAUGCGGAUAAAGGAGACGUAUACGGGGAAAAAUUGCCAACUCGCAAUGGUUGCUGUGUUGUUGAGAGCCACCAUGAGGGCAGAAGGGAGAUAGUAGCCAAUAAGCAGUGAGACGGGAAUGGCGAUGACCUCGGAGAGGGGUACGUUGCGCUCCUCUUCUCUCUCCCGCUCAUCUGUGCCAGCUUCUUCCUGAUGCUGGGGGUCCUUCUCGAGGAAAGUCUCACGAGAUCGUCUGAGAUGCACAGGUACAAUCAGAAGCUGCCAAAUGAUGGCACCUCCAAGCAAGUUGAGAAUAAUCCACGCGGGCGUGGGGUUAGCCACGAGCCUGGCUUUCUUGUUGCACGGGCGAGCUGAUUCCACCGUGGUGACGGUAAUCAGAGACCCGGCAAGGGCAAUAAUGACACCCAUAACAGCCUUGGCUCUCCAUGAGUCGAGCGAUAUUUGGAAAAAGGACACCAGUGUGCAGAAGAAGGUGCCCACGACGGGGAUACGACUGAGCUCGGGGAGGCGGGCAUGUGAAUGGCACUGUGACUGCAGCAGAGCCACAUUGACGUCGGAAACGGCGAAGAGGAGGCCAACUGUCGAGACGGCAAGGAUAACGGGGAGAAUCAUGAGAUAUCGCAUCGGCAGCGUCUGAACGAGGGGGCGGUCGAAAGCCAUGCUGGGCGGUGAUAAAGCUCUCGGAGCUCGGGGAGGCUGGUCGUGAAGAAAAGGGGACUGUUGAAAAUAAAUAGAAAAACGCAAAAUGCUUCUUCUAGCACUGGUUGUAAUGAUAUAAUGACACCGUUUCUACACCGAGCAGUGCAAAAUUCAAGGAGCACGAUGCAAGGGUUUUAAAGGAGUUGUGCAGAGUAAGGAAGUGGAAAACAUAACGCUACAGCAUAACGCAAGCUCCAG
Molecule: messenger RNA, 2498 nt
Organism: [Torrubiella] hemipterigena
Lineage: Eukaryota; Fungi; Ascomycota; Sordariomycetes; Hypocreales; Clavicipitaceae
Source: the annotation of a GenBank genome assembly